Molecule: messenger RNA, 489 nt
Organism: Knipowitschia caucasica
Lineage: Eukaryota; Metazoa; Chordata; Actinopteri; Gobiiformes; Gobiidae
Source: the annotation of a GenBank genome assembly
AUGCAUCCGCUCCUCAGCCGGGAGAAGAAAGAAGAAGAAGACGAAGAAGAAGUGGGUUUUGGGGUCGGCUUUUUGCCCCACGCUGCGACCAUGUUCAGCUGUGUGGGCUGCUUCUGGGUGCUGCUGUCCUCCGCUCUUGUGGCUGUGUGCAGUUUCAGCUUCAUCUCUCCAGCGUGGAUAGUGAAGGAGCAGCUGAGGACCAACCCUCCACCUCAGCACCAGGGCCACAGUAAGAAGGACUCCGUGAGCUUUGGGCUGCUCUGGCACUGCUCCGAGUCCCUGGAUCACAUGUACAGGUGCUACACCUUUGGAGGAUUGGGCAAAUUCGCAGAGAUUCCCUCCAGCUCCUGGCAGGUACUGAAUCUAAACACUGUAUACACCCUGCGGCACGUGUGCAUGGAUGUUAGACUGCCCCACACGAACAACUUGUGCUGUCAGUUCUUGUUUAUAAACUCCUGUUUAGCCCUGGCUGAAGAGGUCAAGUGUUGA